Molecule: messenger RNA, 1052 nt
Organism: Colletotrichum destructivum
Lineage: Eukaryota; Fungi; Ascomycota; Sordariomycetes; Glomerellales; Glomerellaceae
Exons: 1
Coding region: 96-785 (229 amino acids)
Source: RefSeq, a predicted model, not a curated record
CAUCAUCCACUCACUUCAAAUCUCAUUCUUUCCAUCUCCAUCCUUUCUUUGAGCCCAGCUCCAUCCCAAGAAAAAGAAAAGAAAAAAUCUUAACCAUGCGCGUCUCCGUCCUCAUCGCAACCCUGGCCUCGGCCACCGCCGUCAGCGCCGCCUGCGCGGCCGACAACUGCCUCAGAAACGUCAGGGGUCAGCCGGUAGGCAGGGCCUUCUGCGCGACCUUCACCACCGCCGUCGUCAACGCGACCAUCGGCCUGCCCGCCGGGAUCUUGCCGUCGUGCGGCGUCGUGCGCCUCUCCAGCGCCUGUUCCUGCGUCUUCCCCGCCUCCACCGCGGUUUCAACGACGCUGACGACGGCGACGACGACGACGACGACCAUCAGUUCGACAACGACGACAGGGCCGACGGCGACGACGUCGGGGGGCUCGGUCUGCUCCGAGACUUUCACCUCUUUUAUCACGGAGACGAUUCCCGCCAGCACAAUCACCAUCGCCGCUAGCGUCGAGACCGUGACGCUCCCGCCGUUCACGUUGACCGUCAGCCUCCCCAUCGUGACGGCCACCAUCAUCUCUACCAUCACCCUUCUGCCCUCGAUCGUGCCUCCCAUCGAGUUCCCCUCGGUAACCACCACCGGGUCCUCGACGGAAUCCUCGACGGGGUUCUCGACGGAGUCCUCGACGGGAUUCUCGACGGAGUUCUCGACGGGGUCCUCGACGGAGCCCACUCCUGAGCCUACCCCGACGCCCAGUUCCGAUUCUACCACAACCACCACAACCACUACUCUCUAGGGGGUUUAACCCACGACUCGGACGAUAGAGAUCGGUCGUGAAGUACGUGAAUGGAUUCAAGGCAUCUGUGCGUGCGCAACGGGUGGGAGGAUACUCUGUGGAGUGGUUGUGCGCGGGGGUCUCCUGUACGGCCCCAAGCCGAGGGCAGGAAGCCUUUGGAAUGGGAACAUUUGGUUUUGUGCUUGCAAAAACCAACUUACAUGAAUUACGCUCGUUACAUUUGAGGCAUGGAGUAGAUGGGCGCGGACGGCCUCCCGCGGAACGGAC